AUGAGUAGCCACAAAUCUCACCUUCCGCUCCUCUACAACCCGUACAUCAACUGCAUCUUCAACAAUCCGAAUCAUGCUAGGCUGCCGUUCAAAAGCACCAUCGAUGAGUUGGCCAAGAGCCACCUCGACUACACCAUUUUGAUCCCACCGUCAUACAUCCUCCAGGAAUGGUACGACCCAGUAUCCACCAAGUACCCAUUGAAGGAGUUGUGCUACAGCAACGAGGACUUCAUCCGUUCGCACAUCAUCAAGACAUCUUCCACGUACUCCAUCUCGCCUGCCUCCAACACUAAAGUCCAGCUGGUGAUCUACAACACCAUCAACGGCAAGCAGAUCUUGAUCAAAAAUGGCAUGGUGUUCACCGGAAAGGGCUUCAAGCGGAGCCUCAAAUUGCAGAUCCUCUCCACGGGCUACAUACGAUCGUUCUGUGACUACUUCCCCAAGGGAAGCAGGUUCAUGGUGAUCUACAUCGAGGACACCCUCAUUGGAAGCUACCACCCGCAUGUCUCCCAGUACCAGCUUCUUGAAAACCCCCAGGAACCUCCCCCUUUGGUGCAUCCAAAAGUUUCCGAGCCACAACCCUCAAUUAACGAGUCCAUCACCUUCGAAAAGCUCCUCCGCACAUACCCGUUAUUGUCGAAAGCAGUCUCCGACAAGUUCUAUCGGUUGUUCCACCAUAACAACAGGCAGUUCCGCUUGUUGCACACUAACAAUCAGAAGCAAUUGAGUCAGAUCAAGUCUGAGUUCCAGGCCAUCUUGGAAGAAGCAUACAAAAUCAUCCUGGACAGUGUCAAGGUCGAGAAUCCAGAAAGCGAACAGACGUACAACUUGAUCAAUCAUAUUAUCGGAACAUAUCCUGGGCUCGACCUCAACCGCUUGGUCCAUGAAUAUGUCGAGCUAAACCUUUACGACAAAAUCUGGUCCCAGUUGAUGUUUCAAUUCAACUACCGGGAUCCAAACAAGAAAGAGUUUGACCCAGAUGCACAGAAGUUUUUGACAACUGAAAAAUAUCGCAAAUUGUCAUGUUUGGCAUUAAAUCAGCUUGAUAUUCCCAUUGAUAAACCGUGGGAAUUGAACGAGCUACAGCUCAGGGUGUUUAGAGCAAUCGAUGAGUUUUCGAAGCUUGCAGAUCCAGGACUCAUGAACCUGAACAACAAAACUAAGGUGAUAUUUCGUACUAUGGAAGUCCUCACGGUCGAAAUAGUUACCGAACCAACAACCAUUGAUGCAGACACUUUGAUUGGACUUAUCAUCAUGAUUAUCAUUCACUCCAAGAUUGAUAACAUAGAGGCACACUUGUACUACAUGAAGCAUUUUAAUUCCAUUGAUUAUACUAACGAUGGCCAUUUCAACUACAUCAUGAGCAACUUUGAUGCUGUAUUGUAUCUUUUGAGUCAUGAAGAUGGCGAUUUAGUGCAAUAUUCACAACAAAAUUUUGAUUUUUGGUCUACCAUACAGAAUGGUGAUUUGGACAAUCUAAAAUCGAUUCUAGAUUCAGUCCAAGAAGAGUAUCAGGAUACUCUUCCAGUUUCCCACUUUUUGAAAAGUAAGAACAUCAAGGGGGAGAGCUGUCUCAUGUUUGGGGUCAAGACUAAGAAGUUCGAAGUGUGGGACCUUCUUUUGAACUAUAAUCCGGCAUGGUUCACUAUUGAUGAUUUAUUGUUUGACAAGGACAUAGUGACUAAUCAGAAUCUAUUAAUGACAGCAUUGAUCGAAGAAUCGAAUGACAUAGCCUUGGACUUGGUCCAGCUACUUUUAUACAACACUUCAGAUGAAGAAAUGAGUCUCUAUCUCAACUCAAAAGAUACGACUGGAAGAUCAAUUGGACAUUAUCUUUUCCAUAACUACCAAAUAAUUCCAAUCAUCGGACACUUGAUAGAUUGGGAGCUUAAGGACUUGAAUCACCAUACACCUUUGUUCAGUAUUUGCCGAUGCUAUGACCAUUUACAUUAUGAUCUAAUGUUGAAAGAAGCAUUCGAUUGUGUUUAUGAGAAGUACGGCAAAGUGAACUUUGACGUUCACAAAGACAAAUUGUCCAACGGCUUAUUGCAUAUAGUGGCACGCAACUUGGAGGAAACGAGACUUCUCAGCAAUCCCGAUAAUUUGAUUGAUAUUAAUGAACUAAAUGGAAAGUUCAUUUCCCCCUUGGUUAAUUACGUUAAAUACAACAGGGCAGGAAAUCUCAAGGAUCUUCUUAAAGACCCAAGGCUCGACUUCUUAUUGGAGGAUACCAAGAACUUUUAUAACGUUUUUGACUAUGUGGGAAUGCUGGCAAUGAAAUCAAUAGGAAACAAGAGCGAGGAAUUCAAACAAAUUGAACAGCUCAUCUUGGAUUACUACGUCAAUAAUUUCUUCCCUAAUUCUGAAAACAGCAAACUUACUGCAUUGAAUGCCAAGUUUGGUUCCUCAAAGAAAGAGUGGCUUAUUUUCUUCAAGGACACAAAUGGGUAUUCCAACUAUAAAUCACUCGAAACCAUUAAGCAGUUCAUCUAUCUCACUAAAAUAAAGAACCCCUACUCAAUCUUUCCCGAAGAUGAAUUCUUCUGGCUCAAUUUUGGGGCAAAGAAGUCCACCACGCCGUUCUUCCAGAAGAAUCGUGUCAACAGAUUAAUCGAAAAAUUGAACAUGCUAUUUGUAUCGCUCGAAUAUCAAAAUAACGUGGAUCGAAAUGAGUUCUUUCAAAGUUUCUUGGUGCAAGAGUCUCAAGGCAGCCUGACCUUGGAGGCCAUUAGAGCCGUUCACGAGAAACGGAAGCUUGAGAUGGGCGACGUCAAGUUGGGCGAGGCCCAAAUUAAGGAAAUGGAAUUUUUCCUCGAGUACUCCGUCAAAGACCUCAGCUCAUACAAAGUAUUUGUUUCCCGAUUCAACAAGCUUUUGAUAUUCGCUGAGAUGAAGCAAUCUGACUUAAGAUACGUGCAAGACAAAGCGUUGGAAAAAUUGGCCCAUGGGGGCGAAGGAGACAGCCGCGAGAACUGCCACAAGGACUCGCUGUACGGAGUCUUGAACGACUUCUCAUCGUGGAUCGAGUUAUGUGUGGCCAGCCUCCUCAAGAACAUCUAUAAGGUGCUUGAGAAGAUCAGGCACUGGAAGGAGUUGUACAUGGGAAUCAAAGAGCUUAACAGUGAGAUCAAGAAGUAUGAGGCCAGUAUUCGGCCCGAACACGAGGAAGGUGAUGCAUCGAAUACCACGGGCCCUCCCACACCAUCGCGUCGCAACACUUUCACCAUCGACGACAUCCCUGAUGAGGCUGAUGACGAGUCGAUGACAUUCUUUAACCUCGGAGGCAUGAUCGAGAGUAAGCGUUCGCGCUACAAGAAGCUCGUGCUCAUCAAGGCCGACAAGAUCAAGCAGAUUAUGAAGCUCAAUGUGGACAUCAAAUGGGACCACGAGGCGCUUGCAUCGGAGAUUUCGACGUUGUUGAAGUUCAAGUCGAACUUCAUGCGGUUUGCCGUGAAGCGGUUCACGGCGGAAGAGAUCCAGCGGCUCCACCACCGCAACUACCAGUUGCAGAAGGUCUUACAGAAUGUCACGCCGUGA
Suhomyces tanzawaensis NRRL Y-17324 is the source of this 3537-nucleotide messenger RNA. RefSeq lists its product as uncharacterized. The record is from RefSeq and is a predicted model, not a curated record. Gene Ontology annotation, molecular function: SNARE binding; guanyl-nucleotide exchange factor activity. Gene Ontology annotation, biological process: early endosome to late endosome transport. The transcript is spliced from 2 exons. Bases 1 to 3537 code for a protein of 1178 amino acids. Gene Ontology annotation, cellular component: early endosome; late endosome; transport vesicle. Lineage: Eukaryota; Fungi; Ascomycota; Pichiomycetes; Serinales; Debaryomycetaceae.